UGAAUUCAGCCAAUCAAAGAGCGUGCGAUGACCGGAUCCGGUUGUGCUGGGCCUUGGAAGGCGUUGGGACCCACAGUGUCAGCUUGCAGCUCCGCCGCCAACAGCCUGCGACAUCAGACCUCAAACGGGUAUAAGUUGCCCUUGACCGCACAUGCUCUCUGCUCAACUUUACAUCGGAACCAGCAACUUGAACCUCAUAUCCCACGAUUUCCUGACACUUCCUCCCUCUCUGUUGAUCCGGCCCUCCACCACAACCUAUUCCAAAACAAUUAUCGCCUCUCGACUUGACCACGUCGCUCUCAUCCUUCACUUCAAGGAACACUCAACGACACACACAUUCAUUUGCAAUGUCGUCCCAGGCUUCCAACUGCUGCGGCGGCAAGAGCGGCGCCGACUGCGUCUGCGCCCAGCAAGCUACCUGCUCGUGCGGAAAGCAGUCGGCGCUUCAAUGCAACUGUGAAAAGGCCGGCUCCGAGAACUCGACCGAGGGCGCCCGCUGCUCGUGCCGCGCCCGGCCCGAGGGGCAGUGCAACUGCGCACGCGCCGAGGCCGAGAACCAGAAGGCCAAGACCGGUGCGUGCGGUGCUGAGGGGUGCGAUUGCGGGUGCCGUGAGUCUGGGGUGUGCAACUGCUCCAAGAAGGCAGAUGCUGGCUACAACCCGUCGGAGAACGAGACCGACUUCACGACCAAGGCUUGAGUCUGCGGCUGUGUUUGGGGACUUGAGCGGAGUACCGGAGGGGUUGCGUGGAUAUAGGGUCUGGCGGGACGGUUGGCGUUGCGGCGUUAUUGGGUUGACAGCCGGAGAGGUCCUUGGGGGAAACGCCGCGCUCUAGAGGUGAUAAGCAUAAUGGCGACCUACGUAGGGAAAU
Parathielavia appendiculata is the source of this 870-nucleotide messenger RNA. RefSeq lists its product as uncharacterized. NCBI's taxonomy places the organism in Eukaryota, Fungi, Ascomycota, Sordariomycetes, Sordariales, Chaetomiaceae. Bases 348 to 698 code for a protein of 116 amino acids. The transcript has 3 exons. The record is from RefSeq and is a predicted model, not a curated record.